ACAAUAUCUUCUUCUGUGACUGUAAUAAGAUUGAUAUGGAGACGAUUUCAUUGUAAUUGUAACCAUGGAGCUAUGAUCAGAACUUCGUCUGUGUUGAACUCCACCAAGUACUUCAACUCUCACAUUAACCAUUUAUCAUCUCAUGGCGAUCACAAGCAAGUUCUCUCAACAUUCUCUUCCAUGCUCGCCAAUAAACUCUUACCUGAUACUUUUACUUUCCCUAGUCUUCUCAAAGCUUGUGCUUCUCUUCAGCGCCUCUCUUUUGGUCUCUCGAUUCACCAGCAGGUUCUCGUUAAUGGGUUCUCUUCAGAUUUCUACAUAUCAUCUUCAUUGGUCAAUCUUUAUGCGAAAUUUGGACUCUUGGCUCAUGCUCGGAAAGUGUUCGAGGAAAUGCGUGAGAGAGAUGUGGUGCACUGGACUGCGAUGAUUGGGUGUUACUCACGCGCUGGAAUUGUUGGAGAAGCUUGUUCGUUGGUGAACGAGAUGAGAUUUCAGGGGAUCAAACCGGGUCCGGUUACGUUGUUGGAAAUGUUGAGUGGGGUUUUAGAGAUUACGCAGUUACAGUGUUUACAUGACUUUGCUGUGAUUUAUGGUUUUGAUUGUGAUAUAGCUGUGAUGAACUCUAUGUUGAAUUUGUAUUGCAAGUGUGAUCAUGUUGGAGAUGCUAAGGAUUUAUUUGAUCAGAUGGAGCAACGAGAUAUGGUUUCAUGGAACACAAUGAUUUCAGGGUAUGCUUCUGUUGGUAAUAUGUCUGAAAUCUUGAAGCUUUUGUACAGAAUGAGAGGUGAUGGUUUAAGACCUGAUCAGCAGACAUUUGGAGCAUCACUUUCAGUGAGUGGAACAAUGUGUGAUCUUGAAAUGGGAAGAAUGUUGCACUGCCAAAUUGUAAAAACUGGUUUUGAUGUAGAUAUGCAUCUCAAGACGGCAUUGAUAACAAUGUACUUGAAGUGUGGAAAGGAGGAAGCUUCAUAUCGGGUACUCGAAACGAUUCCCAAUAAGGAUGUUGUUUGCUGGACAGUCAUGAUAUCAGGACUUAUGCGGUUGGGUAGAGCAGAAAAGGCACUGAUUGUUUUCUCGGAAAUGUUACAAUCAGGAUCAGACCUGUCGAGUGAAGCAAUAGCUAGUGUUGUAGCAUCUUGUGCUCAAUUGGGUUCCUUUGAUCUUGGCGCUUCAGUCCAUGGCUAUGUACUGAGGCAUGGAUAUACACUAGACACUCCUGCGUUGAACUCUUUGAUCACAAUGUAUGCAAAGUGCGGUCAUUUGGAUAAAAGUUUAGUUAUCUUUGAACGGAUGAAUGAAAGAGACUUAGUUUCGUGGAAUGCGAUUAUCUCCGGAUAUGCCCAGAACGUAGAUCUGUGUAAGGCCUUGUUAUUGUUUGAAGAAAUGAAGUUCAAAACCGUGCAACAAGUUGAUUCAUUUACUGUUGUCUCACUUUUACAAGCCUGUUCAUCUGCUGGAGCUCUCCCUGUAGGGAAACUGAUCCACUGUAUUGUAAUCAGAAGCUUUAUCAGGCCAUGUUCCUUGGUUGAUACAGCUCUAGUUGAUAUGUAUUCGAAAUGUGGCUACUUAGAAGCUGCACAGAGGUGUUUCGAUUCGAUCUCGUGGAAAGAUGUUGUUUCAUGGGGCAUACUCAUUGCAGGGUAUGGUUUUCAUGGUAAAGGGGAUAUUGCUUUGGAAAUUUACUCAGAGUUUCUUCACUCUGGAAUGGAGCCGAACCACGUGAUAUUUCUUGCAGUUCUCUCAUCUUGCAGCCAUAAUGGAAUGGUUCAACAAGGUUUGAAAAUAUUCAGUUCAAUGGUCAGAGAUUUUGGUGUUGAACCGAAUCACGAACACCUUGCUUGUGUGGUUGAUCUUCUAUGUAGAGCUAAAAGAAUAGAAGACGCAUUCAAGUUCUACAAAGAGAACUUUACCAGACCUUCGAUUGAUGUCUUGGGUAUAAUACUCGAUGCUUGCCGUGCAAAUGGGAAAACAGAGGUCGAAGAUAUAAUUUGUGAGGAUAUGAUCGAGUUGAAGCCAGGGGACGCUGGACAUUACGUAAAACUAGGACAUUCUUUUGCUGCGAUGAAGAGAUGGGACGAUGUGAGUGAAUCAUGGAAUCAGAUGAGGUCUCUCGGCUUGAAAAAGCUCCCGGGAUGGAGCAAAAUCGAGAUGAACGGGAAAACCACAACAUUUUUCAUGAAUCAUACAUCACAUUCAGAUGAUACAGUGUCUCUAUUAAAACUUCUUAGCAGGGAAAUGAUGCAGUUUGGUUCAAAUAAUUAG
Molecule: messenger RNA, 2262 nt
Organism: Arabidopsis thaliana (thale cress)
Lineage: Eukaryota; Viridiplantae; Streptophyta; Magnoliopsida; Brassicales; Brassicaceae
Product: Tetratricopeptide repeat (TPR)-like superfamily protein
Exons: 1
Coding region: 73-2262 (729 amino acids)
Biological process (GO): RNA modification
Molecular function (GO): RNA binding
Source: RefSeq, marked reviewed